AUGACGUCUGGCAGUCUCAAGAGCUUGCGAGGAGGAAUCGGGGGAUCGGCACCUGAGCAGGGGGACGAUGAUGAGAUUCUACCAGACGUUUCAGAAGGUUUCAAUGUUGACUUGGUGGAUGAAAUCAAUGCGCUGUCAGCACGAAACAUUAUGAAAAAUGUCUCUCAGAGUGUCUUGGACCAAAAGCUGAGUCAUCCAGGCAGAAAGACCCUGAAAGAAUACCUGCAGAGCGUGAGAUUGCAUGACGAUGGGCAGGAUGUCGUCAAUGGCAGUGAUGGGAGCAGGAGGUGGCAAGAGGCGAGCAAUGAGGAGGAUGAACAUCUUGAAGCAAGAUCUCCAUCGAUUAGUCCACCCUCAACAGAUGAGAGCGAAGUCGAGAAACAGCCCAGAAGUCCAGAUGUUGAGCCACCUUUGUCGAUACCCGACAUGUCGUCAACCAGCUUGGUGAAGGGAUCGGACACUUUCCAACUUCCUGAAUACUUGCUUCCGCAAGAUGAACGAGAUAAGCUUGAGCAAGAGCGGAAUGUCAGUCGCAAGAUUGAGGGGCUGAAGGACGAAGAAGGAUUCUUCCGUCCUCAAACACCAGAGCCUCUCCAUGCUGGCAAUGAUCCCAACUCCAAAUCGAUAGUGGAAGGAGAAGGGUUGAUGUUUCCAGAUUUGAUGCCUUUGUCACAGCAACUCCAGUAUUACAAGAAGCGGCUAAGCGAAGUCGAUGCACAAUGGGAAGAGUUCGACAAAGAACACGGAUACGAUCGAAAGCGUGGCAAUGCUAUCAAGCCUGAAAUGUGCAUUCAGAUCGUGCACAGAGAGGACGAGUUGGCGAAGUACAUGAAUCAGAUUGAACGAGGUAUGAAAGAGUCGUCGGAUGACGCCGAGAUCCAGAGAAACGAGAAGUUCAAAGAAUUGGAGAAAGAAGACGAAGAUGCAAAGCUAGUCGUACCGAGGCGAACAAGGCAGAUAGUAAACCACUGCCAUCGUUACUACAACCGAUUAUUCGGCAACAGCGGCUUCCGUGUGUCAGACGAGCCGUCGGACGAUUGGGCUUUCUGUGUGAACUCGUCAGAAACAAGUUCUGAGGAGUGGGGGAAAUUGUCAGAUAGUGUAGAUGAAGAGACGAAAGAGAAUCAAUGCUACACGGCUGCCUUCGUCGUGCAGCUGAUGAUAGCAGGCUCUAUUUCCUACUCACCUUGUCGGCCGACACCAAUCUGGACUCUAUUGAUGUUGCUCUUCAGCUCCGAGCUCUCAGAGAUUAUGGUAAGUGAGAACGAUGUUGUGAUCCCACGCACGAUAGAGGAGGAGAUGAGUGACAACAACCAUGUUAAAGUUCUCAAGCUGAGAAACUCUUCGGUCACCUGGAACUCUCUUCCGCUUGCUGUUCAGACCUGUGUUCGAAACUACGUCGAGAACAUGGAGAGCUUCGGCAUGGAGCAACUGAAGGAGCCUGAAAGGAUCAAGGACAACUUGGGUUUUCACGCGAAGCUCUGCUCGAAACAGCUCAAGAUUGAGGGAGGAGAUCACUUGUGGGGCGAUCAGACCCUUUCACCUGCAGCUAUCAGGAUGGACGGAGAUCAGUGCUGCCACAUCAUAUGCGAACCCGGCACGCGACUCCUCGGGCAGUGGAUGUUGGGAAACUACACAAGUGGAACCAUGAAGCAUGCGACUUGUUUGGCUGGGGCGCAGACAGUGGCAGUAGAUGGCUAUGGCUUCUGUGUUUGUGUGAGUGGCGGAUUUUGGCUUUUCGAGAAUUCAUGUUUCAAGAUCGAACGAAAUGAUUCCUUGCGUCCAAACACAGAAGAUCUCUACGACGUUUUGUACGCACAACUUCACGGACGGCAGGUACCGGUAGCCUCCAGGGCUGAGAGAAGCGUUGGGGUCUUGCUGCGAGGAAACGCAUUGGUCUACUUCUUCCGCUGUGAGAUUUUCAUGGGCCUGCGCGUGGAGCAUGAGGCAAGAUUGACGACGAUCGAAUGUCACAUCCUUGAAUCGACGGCAGAGGAUGAUGGAGUAGCGUUCUUCAACGAGUCACAAGGGCACCUUGAAAGAUGCUUGUUCUCGCAUCACAAGCGAGCAGUGAUAGGGAUCAGCAACGAGGCGAAGGUGCUGGUCAAAAUGUGCGAGUUCUACCAAAAUCAAGAAGCUUGCAUCUUCCACUCAAAUUACCCGAAACCCAACGGAAGCAUCUCUUCAAUCCAUGAGUUUUGGAGGUCAGAGCUUAGGGUUUACACCAAUAUCAUCCGGGAUGGCAAGGCGCUGUGGCUGGGGAAUGAACUCAAGAUUGACCUGGUAGACGAGAAAGAAAACUUCUUGAACGACAGGAAGUCAAGAGCAUUCAUCCGUAAAGGCUGCGGUCUCUUCACGGAGGAAGAGGUCGCCAAUGAGAACUGCAGCUUGAAGCGGGAGGCGAUGAACGGGCUCCAAGGGUUUCCUCUCUUCGCUCCCACGGUAGUCAACUACCUCUCGACCAACUUCGAGAGGACAGUCGAAGAGUUCCACAAGAGCGCCGAGCGAUCCUCGAGCGAGUGGGGCGACAGCGAGGAGAAUGUGGACGCAGUUCCCUCGGUUUUCAACAAGGCCAACGUCACUGCCGAUGAGGGCAAUGACGAGUCUGCUUCUUUGGACGAGAACGCAGGAAGUCGAGAUGUCAUCACACGGCUGCUAGAGAAAGGGAAGCGCAUGAACGGAACAGGCUUCGAUAUCGCAAGGCAGCUGGGAAUCUACGACGAAGAAAACGACCCGGAGAACAACCAGGAAAGGGAAAUGAAACAGCCGGAGAUGACCGAAGACGUGAAGAUGAUCAUCAACAAAGCUUACGACAAGAUCGAAGAGAUCGCAGGCCGAGAAUCAGCGGAAGAAUUCUGA
Messenger RNA from Guillardia theta CCMP2712, 2859 nucleotides. RefSeq lists its product as hypothetical. The transcript has 10 exons. Lineage: Eukaryota; Cryptophyceae; Pyrenomonadales; Geminigeraceae. The record is from RefSeq and is a predicted model, not a curated record. Bases 1 to 2859 code for a protein of 952 amino acids.